AUGGCAUACUUUUAUAGAAUGGUUGGUGACGGAAUCAAACUAGCAUCACUGAUAUUGCUCCCCGAACUCAAUGACGUCCCUACUAUGAACAAAUUGACCUCCGUUGAACUUGAUCGAUCAGUUACAACCGAACCUCAACCUGAGGAGGACUCGCUAGGCUACCUACUCCCCCUCAUUUUUAAACCUUUCACAGUCCCUAUUCCAUUAGUAGCCAAACUCACAAUCAAACUCAGUAAAAUCAUAUAUCGCAACAAACACAUUAACAACACAUUUCGCCUAAACAGCCCAGAUAAUAUGGUGCCAUUGUAUGAUACCAAUGCAGGGCUUUGGAACUGGGGGCUUCCGCUAUCGUAUCCUAACGGUGGUGGUGUAGCAGAAGACUGCAUCCCUUUGCCAGGUGUUGAGAAAAGCACCCACGAAGAAAUAUUUGCUACAUUCAUCAAUGCUUUUGCUACCUCCAUGGCUGAAUCACAGCUGAAACUGCUCACACCAUCUGCAACUCGAAUAUGGAGUGCAGCUCAUUCAACGACUCCCGUGGAAGGCACCGAAAUCAGGUGCAAACCGGAUCUCGUCUUGUCUGACGAUAUAAAGCCGAAGUGGGGCAACAUCAGGGUCUGUGCUGAGUUGACAGUCAGCAGCUACAAGCCUGCACAGCGGCUUGUGAGAGCUGCAGACACUCAAGCAUAUCUAUUGCUGAGCAAUCAGCCCUGGAGAUGCUUCACACUCAUUUUAUCCUUCACCAGUGGCUAUAAUGACCUCAGAGUCUUAUUGUAUGACCAUUCCGGUGGCAUCGUGUCUCCCUACUGUAACAUCAACCACCAGCCUAACAUAUUUGCCCAAAUCAUUGCUACUGUCAUCUUUGGUAGUCCAGAAUGUAUCGGGUAUGAUGCCACAAUUACUUUCUGGAAAAAUGUUCCGCUUCCUCCACCCCCGGGUGCACAUAUGCCUGGCUGCCAUCCAUUCAAAAACCUUCCUGCUCGAGCCAAUACUACUUGUGACAUGUCGAUCACACCAUCUCUUGAUGUGUUCCCUGAGGAUCUCCAGGAAGGACCCUCUAGUGGCGCCCUCAAGCACAAACCAAUGCCUCUUCGCGACUCUUCUCACAACUCGAGAGAAGAAUAUUCCAUCUCUCCCUCCCCUUCCUCCCCUUCCUCCCCUUCCUCCCCUUCCUCCCCUUUCUCCCCAUCCCCCCAUCUUCCACUUCCACUUCCACCCCUUGAAGCCACUAGCGCUUCCUUGUUGAACCUCGUGUCUCGAGCUCCUGUGGGGGGAGAUGAUUCUAGUUUUAGCGCUACACCUCAUCCUUCCCAGUAUCCCCAUACCCCUCAAUCGCCUGCGGAACCCUGUGGCAAGAUCUGCAUCAACAAUAAGAUAUACACCAUCCAGAAGAUUCUUUUUACAACAAAGGGCCUUGUUGGUCAUGGGACCGUUUGUUAUCUUGUCAGUUUGGACAAGCGAGAGUUUAUAAUCAAAGAUCACUGGGUUCAGGGCGACCAGGACAAGGUCAUGAACGAGAUCAAGAUGUUAGAGGUAAUGCACGGUGUUCCUGGUGUUCCAAAACUCGUGGAUUACUGGAUAGUUGAAAGGUCAGAUGGAAAGGUCGAUAGAAUGAAAGAAUAUUGUCAUCCAGAUGUUGCGGAUGCCACGAGCAUCCUCGGUACCUAUCGUACCCAUGUUUGCCUCAUCAUGGAGCCAUGCACCCGCCCCCUUACUGAGUUCCAAACACUCAGGGAGUUUGUGAAAGCACUUAGGGACAUUGUUAUUGUCCAACGUACGGCAGUAUUAGAGCGCAAUGUUUUGCAUCGCAAUUGUAGUCUCUACAAUGCGAUGAUUGUAGAUGAACUGGAUGACAGCAAAGGGAUGUUGAUUGACUGGGAGUUCGCAGUGUUCAUUUCCGAAAAUGGUGAAUACUCUAUAGGUGGCACAGGCACAAUUCCUUUUAUGUCACACAGGCUUCUCGCCCAGGUUGCAGAUCUGCAGGUGCAAGCUACAAAGCAACAAUCUAGAAAAUCAUCCUCCAACACACCCACGCUGCCGAUAUCUCGCGUCUCACAAAGCUAUGCGGACGACCUUGAGUCCCUCUUUUACGUGUUCAUUUACAUUUGCAUCAAAUACAGCGGCCCUCAUGGUGAGGAGCGUCAAGAGCCUGCAAAGGACCCGCCACACGAGAUAUUACCAGAUAGCUGGAUGACCCUCGACCUAAAUGCCUGCAAGUUAAAAAAAAACAUCUCUUUGUUCUCAUCCACCAAGGAGAACCUCAAGAAAUUUGCUGUUGGUCUUGAUGAUCUUGUCAAACACUCGAAGCAUGUUGCCGAGCGGGAGUCAUCUAUCGGAACAGAGUCACCUAUCUCCAUGCAUUCGGCUAACUUAAAGCAGAAGAGAGCAGAAGCAGAAGACGAAAGCGGCUGA
This is a messenger RNA of Suillus discolor, 2409 nucleotides long. RefSeq lists its product as uncharacterized. The record is from RefSeq and is a predicted model, not a curated record. Bases 1 to 2409 code for a protein of 802 amino acids. The transcript is spliced from 4 exons. Lineage: Eukaryota; Fungi; Basidiomycota; Agaricomycetes; Boletales; Suillaceae.